Messenger RNA from Caenorhabditis briggsae, 927 nucleotides. It is a transcript of the gene Cbr-unc-98, whose product is annotated as Protein CBR-UNC-98. The record is from RefSeq and is a predicted model, not a curated record. Lineage: Eukaryota; Metazoa; Nematoda; Chromadorea; Rhabditida; Rhabditidae. Gene Ontology annotation, biological process: regulation of transcription by RNA polymerase II. The coding region runs from base 1 to 927 and encodes 308 amino acids. Gene Ontology annotation, molecular function: RNA polymerase II cis-regulatory region sequence-specific DNA binding; DNA-binding transcription activator activity, RNA polymerase II-specific. Gene Ontology annotation, cellular component: nucleus. The transcript has 7 exons.
AUGGGUGACGAUCUUUUCAAGGAGGCCAGAAAGGAGAGAGAUGACUUUGAGGAGUUGAUGAAUGCCUGUGAUCUGGCAAAGAUGUCCGUCAAGAACAAUGAAAUGGUUCACGGUCUUGAAACUUUCGGCGUCAAUCAUGGAGAAUCGUCGAGUGAAAACAAGCCAACCGAAAUUAUGAAAGUCGUGGCACCAACUGUGGAGGCCUAUGUUGGCAGUUCAAGCUCUACAACAGUCACAAAACCAAGCGGAGGAGCGGUGGAUGGAAUUGACCAAAAGGAAGUACGUCAGGACGGAACAAGUGUGCAGAAGGAUGACAACGGUUUCAUCUUCUACAAAUGCCGCUUCUGUGGACUCACGUUCAACUUCAUGAACACUCUCCGCGCACACGAAAGAAUACAUGACGUCUCCCAGCCAUAUGUUUGUGGAAAGUGUGGAGAAUCGUAUGAAUUCGCAUGCCAACUAGAAUACCAUGCUGCUCAACACUCAGAAAUCGACGGAUUCAAAUGUGAUUGUGGAAGGACAUUCUUCUCCUACACAGAAAUGCUCUAUCACAAGCACACAGAUGAUCCUAUUGAAUUAAUAGGUGCCCCAGAAACAACUACUGUCCUGGUGAACAAAAAGAAGAUCAUCCCAGUGACCGAACAAGAUCUCCCACAACCAGCGUUUGUCACAGAAGGCUAUGAACCAAAGCAUCCACUCCGAGUGUACAGCGACGUCCGUUCCAAGCCAUACAUCUGCGAAUACUGCUCCAAGAGCUACUCGGACAGUCGAGGAUUGGCCUAUCACAUGUACAGUCAUCGUGGAGAGAAGCAAUUCAAUCCACGUGCGUCUCGGUAUAUGAUGGGAAGAGAAGGUGUCGGAUACACUGACUCCAGAAGCUACUACCUGUUUCCAAGAACCAGUGGAUAUGUGUCGCCGAGAUUCUGA